Oncorhynchus tshawytscha (Chinook salmon) is the source of this 1770-nucleotide messenger RNA. Its product is annotated as coiled-coil domain-containing protein 86. The record is from RefSeq and is a predicted model, not a curated record. The transcript has 4 exons. Gene Ontology annotation, cellular component: nucleolus. Lineage: Eukaryota; Metazoa; Chordata; Actinopteri; Salmoniformes; Salmonidae. The coding region runs from base 505 to 1404 and encodes 299 amino acids.
AAGUUAAGUGCAUUCCAAAAACAGGCUUGAAUUCUGAUUAGGUAACGUUAGCUUGCUGUAUGUGUCUGUUUUUUCUCUCCAACUAAUUUAGACUAAGCUACUACGAAAUUAACUAUGUAAGUGUACUUGUAAAGAGGGAACAAAAUAUGACAUCUCCAACCCGGCAUGAGCAAGCCAUAUUUGAAUGUCGUGAUGCACUGAAUGAAUGACUGACUGCCUUACUGGACGUCAAGAAAUGAGAUGCGGAAGUUGACGAAGUCAUGUGACGAUGUGUUAUGGCAGUACCCACGCCUUACCGGUAGGCGGCAGUCUCAUGGAAUGCCCAAGGCACAAACUGUAUGCUCGUACUUCCUGCCAUCUCUUCUCCCUCGGUGGUAGUAAGUGUCAUAAACACACACACGUGGGCUUCCGAACUCUGCUCAUGGUGUCGUCUCUAAAAGGUCUGUAAAUAACAACACAUGUAUUUGAUUAGUUGUGGUCACGCCAUCAUAUAAUUUUGACAACAUGUCGACAAGUGAGAAAACAACACCAAACGAAGGACUGGAUGCCGAAGAGGACGAGUUGCCUCCUCCGGUUGGGACUCGGACUCGUAGCGGGCGCAGAGUACUAACCCCAGCGGUGUAUCUUGACUCUGAAGUACCGAAGACUCCAACACGCCGAACAAGGAAAUCUGUCAUUCAAGAGUUACCGAAUGAGAACCAGACGGAACCCAAACCAGCGGUUGUAGUCGUGGAACCCGUUGCCGAAGAGGCUCUUUCGAAAAAACUUCAAAGCAGGGAGUCCAAAUCAAAUGCAUUGGCAACAGCUGAGGCAUACCCAAAACCAGUCAAAUCAGACAAACCUGUAGGGAAAUCAUUAGGUACAUUUAUUCAAGUUGUGUCACAUCAUUGCACCGAGAAGGAAAACAAGGUUGGUCCCGUACCAAUGGAGACGGUUCCAGACCGCCCAAAUAAAACAGCCAAAAAGAGGACUCGUUCAGAGUCAAAUGAGAAACUUGACCUGAUACCUUUGGGGAAACCGAAAUCCGGACGUGUAUGGAAGGACCGCAACAAGCAGAGGUUCUCUGCUCUUGUAAGAGACAAGCCACUGUGCUCCUCCUGGGAGAAGAAGAUGGCAGCCAAGCGAGAGAAGGAGCUGGUGAAGAAAUAUUCCCUGCAACUGAAGGAGGACAAAGCCAGGGAGAAAGAGGAAAAGAGGAAGCGGCAUGAGGAGAACUUGAAAAGGCGAGCUGAGAAUGAGAGGAAGGCCGAAGUUGUGCAAGUGAUCCGGAACACAACGAAGAUCAAGAGGAUGAAGAAGAAACAGCUGAGGAAGAUUGAGAAGAGGGACACACUCGCCAUGCUGCAGAAAUCACGGCCCAGGAACCCAAAAGCUGCACAGAAAGGUGGCAAAGGGGACAAGUAGAGGGAGUGCUCAAGUUGACUGAUGGGACAUUCAGAAGCACCCCAUGUAGAUAUGAGAGAACUGGUCAUCUGCUACAUGCAAUGACCCGGUGUUGCAGUUCCGCCGGGAUAAAAAGGUGGUGGAAUUUACCAUAUUACUUAAUCUUUCGGAUGUGCCUAGGGCUGACAUGGCUAUGCUAACUGUGUGAGGCUGUUGGGACUGGAGAGCAUGAGCAGAAAACCCUUUGAAAACAAUUAACCAGCUGUGGAGCAUUGCCGAUGCAAAAAGUGCCUCCUGUCUCUUUUGUGGAAAUCCAAACGUGAGCUGGAAGAAUUCUUAUCAACUUGUAAUGCAAUGUUCCAUUAAACAAACCACAUUUAUACCACA